Geosmithia morbida is the source of this 1524-nucleotide messenger RNA. Its product is annotated as Flavin containing amine oxidoreductase. NCBI's taxonomy places the organism in Eukaryota, Fungi, Ascomycota, Sordariomycetes, Hypocreales, Bionectriaceae. The record is from RefSeq and is a predicted model, not a curated record. The coding region runs from base 1 to 1524 and encodes 507 amino acids. The transcript is spliced from 5 exons. Gene Ontology annotation, molecular function: oxidoreductase activity.
AUGAGUGCCGACAAGAACGUUGACGUCCUCGUCAUUGGCAUGGGACCUACUGGUCUCGGUGCUGCCAAGCGUCUCAACCACAUCAACGGCCCCUCAUGGCUCAUCCUUGACUCUGCCGACAAGGCUGGUGGUCUUGCCGGAACUGACACCACCGACGAGGGCUUCCUUUACGAUGUCGGUGGCCACGUCAUCUUCUCCCACUACAAAUACUUCGACGACUGCCUCGACGAGGCUCUCCCCAAGGAAGACGACUGGUUCACCCACGAGCGUAUCUCUUACGUCCGCUACAAGGGCCUCUGGGUGCCUUACCCCUUCCAGAACAACAUCUCCAUGCUCCCCAAGGAGGACCAGGUCAAGUGCAUGGACGGUCUCAUCGACGCCGCCCUCACGGCCCGCGUCGCCAACGACAAGCCCAAGGACUUUGACGAGUGGAUCCUGCGCAUGACUGGAGAGGGCAUCGCCAACAUCUUCAUGCGUCCUUACAACUACAAGGUCUGGGCCGUUCCCACCACCAAGAUGCAGUGUCAGUGGCUCGGUGAGCGUGUCGCCGCCCCCGAUGUCAAGACGGUCGCCAAGAACGUCAUCCUGCAGAAGACUGCCGGUAACUGGGGCCCCAACGCCACCUUCCGCUUCCCUGCCCGUGACGGUACCGGCGGUAUCUGGACCGCCGUUGCCAACACCCUCCCCAAGGAGAAGAAGAUCUUUGGCAAGGCCGGUACCGUCACCAAGGUCGAUGCCGAGGCCAAGAAAGUUCACCUCGCCGACGGCACCACCAUCGGCUACGGCACCCUCAUCUCCACCAUGAAUGUCGACCAGCUGGUUGAGAAGAUGGGCAACCAGGAGCUCAUCAACCUGUCCAAGGGUCUCUACUUCUCGUCGACCCACGUCAUCGGUGUCGGUAUCCGCGGCGCCCGCCCCGACCGCAUCGGCGACAAGUGCUGGCUGUACUUCCCCGAGGACAACUGCCCCUUCUACCGCGCCACCAUCUUCUCCAACUACUCCCCCUACAACCAGCCCCAGAAGGACGUCAAGCUGCCCACCCUGUACAAGGCCGACGGCAGCAAGGCCGACUCGGCCGAGGCCCAGGAGGGUCCCUACUGGUCCAUCAUGCUCGAGGUCUCGCAGUCGGGCAUGAAGCCCGUCGACGAGGAGAACCUCCUCAGGGACUCCAUCCAGGGUCUCAUCAACACCGAGAUGCUCAAGCCCGAGGACGAGAUCGUCUCCACCUACACCCGCAAGUUCUACCACGGCUACCCCACCCCCUCGCUGGAGCGUGAGGGCGUCCUCAAGGACCUCCUGCCUAAGCUCCAGGACCUCGGCAUCUACUCGCGCGGCCGCUUCGGCAGCUGGCGCUACGAGGUCGGCAACCAGGACCACUCGUUCAUGCUCGGUGUCGAGGCCGUCGACGCCAUCACCCAGGGCGCCGUCGAGCUCACCCUCAACUACCCCGACUUUGUCAACUCCCGCAAGAACACCGAGAGGCGUCUGGCCCAGAAGUCGAUUGCCUCGCACCCCAAGGCCUAG